UGAAAGUUCGCAUUUGUUUUAAGUCGAUCCGUCUAGUUGGUCCUGAAAAUAUUCCGGUCGGUGAAAAACUGGUGAAAAACGGGUUUUAUUUAAGGAAAUAAUAUUAUUUAAAAUACUUAGGUAAGAUGAGAGAAAUCGUGCAUAUACAGGCUGGGCAGUGCGGCAAUCAAAUAGGAGCAAAGUUCUGGGAGGUCAUAUCGGACGAGCAUGGCAUCGAUCCAACUGGCACAUACCACGGUGACUCCGACCUUCAGUUGGAGCGUAUAAACGUAUAUUAUAACGAAGCAACCGGAGGCAAAUAUGUACCGCGAGCCAUUCUGGUGGAUCUUGAGCCAGGCACUAUGGACUCAGUUCGAUCUGGACCUUUCGGCCAGAUUUUCCGUCCAGAUAACUUCGUCUUCGGCCAAUCAGGUGCUGGUAAUAAUUGGGCGAAAGGACAUUAUACUGAAGGAGCAGAAUUAGUGGACUCUGUCCUUGAUGUUGUAAGGAAAGAAGCGGAAGGUUGCGAUUGUCUUCAAGGCUUCCAGUUAACCCACUCACUUGGCGGUGGUACAGGGGCAGGAUUAGGAACACUUCUAAUUUCAAAGAUUAGAGAGGAGUACCCUGACCGAAUCAUGAAUACAUUUAGCGUUGUCCCGUCCCCAAAAGUGUCUGAUACUGUUGUCGAGCCAUAUAAUGCCACACUCUCUGUACACCAGCUGGUAGAAAACACUGAUGAGUCUUACUGUAUUGACAAUGAAGCUUUGUACGAUAUUUGCUUCCGAACACUGAAACUGACCACACCUACGUAUGGAGAUCUAAACCAUUUGGUAUCGGCUACGAUGUCUGGUGUUACCACCUGUCUGAGAUUCCCCGGUCAAUUAAACGCUGAUCUGCGAAAGCUUGCUGUGAAUAUGGUUCCAUUCCCUCGUCUCCACUUCUUUAUUCCUGGAUUUGCUCCACUAACGUCUCGUGGCAGUCAGCAGUACAGAGCUCUGACAGUUCCAGAAUUGACACAGCAGAUGUUUGAUGCAAAGAAUAUGAUGGCUGCUUGCGAUCCUCGCCACGGUCGUUACUUAACUGUCGCUGCAGUAUUCCGAGGUCGUAUGUCUAUGAAGGAAGUCGACGAGCAAAUGAUGAACAUCCAGAAUAAGAAUUCUUCGUAUUUCGUUGAAUGGAUUCCAAAUAACGUGAAGACAGCUGUAUGUGACAUACCUCCUCGUGGUUUGAAGAUGUCUGCAACAUUUAUUGGGAACUCUACAGCUAUUCAAGAGCUGUUCAAGCGAAUUUCGGAGCAAUUUACGGCUAUGUUCCGACGUAAGGCAUUCUUGCAUUGGUAUACUGGUGAAGGGAUGGAUGAAAUGGAAUUUACUGAAGCAGAGAGCAACAUGAAUGACCUGGUGUCAGAAUAUCAGCAGUAUCAAGAAGCUACGGCUGAGGAAGAGGGAGAGUUUGAUGAAGAGGAGGAAGGUGGUGACGAGGGAGACUAGACGUUUUGUUAUGAUGCGUUUUGUUAAGAUGUUACUUAUUAUAUUAUGUAUUUUUAA
Messenger RNA from Maniola jurtina (meadow brown), 1526 nucleotides. Its product is annotated as tubulin beta chain. Gene Ontology annotation, cellular component: microtubule; cytoplasm. The transcript is spliced from 2 exons. The record is from RefSeq and is a predicted model, not a curated record. NCBI's taxonomy places the organism in Eukaryota, Metazoa, Arthropoda, Insecta, Lepidoptera, Nymphalidae. Gene Ontology annotation, biological process: microtubule cytoskeleton organization; mitotic cell cycle. The coding region runs from base 126 to 1469 and encodes 447 amino acids. Gene Ontology annotation, molecular function: structural constituent of cytoskeleton; GTPase activity; GTP binding.